UGACGCAACUCUGUUUCAUAACACGCAGGUGGAGGGAGGAGGAGCUCACGUGACGUCAUGGGAUCGGCUCGGAGUUAUAAACACAAGUUGAGUAAAUACUGAGAUACAAGCGAUCAGAUUUGAUUGAGAAAUCUUUCAUCAUGUCCUUCGAUCUGAACGCAGCUCUUGGAGAUGAAGUGAAGAAGGCUGAAGCCAACGAGGUGCAGGGGAUAUUUGGGUUUGGAAAACACAAGGAUCACGAACAUGGGAAUGGACAUGGUCAUCAGCAGCAUGGAUACGGGCACGGUCAUCAGCAGCAGCAUGGAUACGGGCACGGUCAUCAGCAGCAGCAUGGAUACGGGCACGGUCAUCAGCAGCAUGGAUACGGGCACGGUCAUCAGCCGUAUGCAUACUGGGACGGUCAUCAGCAGCAUGGAUACGGGCACGGUCAUCAGCCAUAUGGAUACGGUCAUCAGCAGCAUGGAUAUGGGGACGGUCAUCAGCAGCAUGGAUUCGGGCUCGGUCAACAGCAACAUGGAUACGGGGACGGUCAUCAGCAGCAUGGAUACGGGCAUGGGCAUCAGCAGCAUGGAUUCGGGCACAGUCAUCAGCAGCAUGGAUUCGGGCACGGUCAUCAGCAGCAUGGAUACGGGCACGGUCAUCAGCACCAUUAACAUGGACAUAAGCAUGGUGCUGAAGUUAAUCUUGUACUUCAUUGUGAUUAAUUUACCUAAACCUGAAUUUGAGAGUCAUGAUCUGACGUAUGGUUUCUUUUAGUAGGUGAUUCUUCUUUUAUUCGUACUGAUUUCAUUCUUUAACCCAGAGAAGGUAGGUUGAGCUUCACAUCUAGUGUGAUAAUGUUUUCCUUCCUAAAACAGUUCAAAUCUAAAUCUAGACCUGGUAUGGUUUAGACCUGUUGUGCACUUGCCCUUGUAAUGUUGAACAACUGGUUUCAUCUGAAUAAUGACGGACAGAGCUUUCUAGGAAACAAACAAAAAAACAUAUUUGGGAGAAAACAGGUUCUGCUGAUAAAUAUAAAUGGAAAACUGUAGACAAAUGUACGAUUGUUUACGUAUGAAGACUUCUGCCGUGAGGAUGUUGCUCGCUAACUACUAAGGAACUGAAUCAAAAGCUUUAAAUAAUAUAUUGUAAUACAUAUAAAAUACAGAUAAGUUGAGGAAGUAUAUCAUGUGUUUUAAACAGAAGUUAUUGUUUUAGCCAGGUCUAUAAACAGCAGAUUUACAUUUUGACAAAUGCACUGUUAAAGAUCAAUGUCUCACAAUAAGUCAACAUGUGUUAAAACUGUGAAAGUGAAAUGUUCAGUAUACUUUAUCUGAGUCUGGAAUAAAUAAACCUGGAAUAAAAAGUGU
Messenger RNA from Paramisgurnus dabryanus, 1349 nucleotides. NCBI's taxonomy places the organism in Eukaryota, Metazoa, Chordata, Actinopteri, Cypriniformes, Cobitidae. The record is from RefSeq and is a predicted model, not a curated record.